Molecule: messenger RNA, 2612 nt
Organism: Pollicipes pollicipes
Lineage: Eukaryota; Metazoa; Arthropoda; Thecostraca; Pollicipedomorpha; Pollicipedidae
Product: peroxidasin homolog
Biological process (GO): response to oxidative stress
Molecular function (GO): heme binding; peroxidase activity
Source: RefSeq, a predicted model, not a curated record
CCACGGCAUGGCCGUCUCGGCGGUGAGCUCCGAGAUGCCUGGUGUCGACCUCAGCGGCACGGUGCUCGGUCAGUACUGCCCGGUGUCCGGCGAGCGCACCUGCCAGCCUCAGAAAUACAGGUCACUGGACGGGUUUUGCAACAACGUGCAACACGCGUCGUGGGGCAGCGCGCAGACCGCCUUGGCUCGGCUCCUGCAGCCAGCGUACACCGAUGGUCUGUCGGCGCCGCGAGGUCAGAGCGCCGCCGGCGGUGACCUGCCCUCGGCUCGGGUCGUCUCGUCCCGCCUGACCCACCCGGGUCACAACCGGCACGAGUUCGUCACCGCCCUGAUGGCGGUGUGGGCCGAGUUUGUCCAUCACGACCUGGUGCACGUCGCCACAGCGGCACCCGGUGCGGACGGCGCGGCCGACUGCUGCCGGGGCUCGGAGGAGGCGCGCUGUCUGCCCAUCCUGUCACCGGGGCACUGCCAGGAGUACGUCCGCUCACUCUCCUCGCUCCAGAUGGGCUGCCACCUCGGUCCUCGGGAGCAGAUGAACCUGGCCACGUCCUUCCUGGACGGCAGCUCCUUGUACGGCACCACGAAGACGGGCGGACACCGCCUGCGAGUGCUCUCGCGAGGCCAGCUGAAGAUGAACCGGGACGGCACGCUGCCCACCACCGACGCCACGCCCUGCCGCGGCAAACAGAACAGGUGUCCGCUGACAGGAGACCCGCGGGCCAACACGCACUCGGCCAUCAGCGCCCUGUACGCGCUGCUGGUGCGUGAGCACAACCGGCUGGCCGGCCGGCUGGCCGACCUUAACCCGCACUGGGGCGACGAGAUGGUCUUCCAGGAGGCGCGCCGCCUGCUGGUGGCCCAGCUGCAGCACAUCACCUUCAAGGAGUUCGUGCCCGCCGUGCUGGGACAGGAGGUCACCAAGUUCUUCCAGCUGGAGCUGCUGUCUGCCGGCUUCUACCAGAACUACUCGAUGGACGAGUACCCAGGCGUAACGAACGCAGCAGCCAGUGCCGCACUGCAGUUCUACCAGGCUCUACUGCCGGGAUACCUGCAGUACAUCAGCGUGUGCCGAUGAGGAGACGGUACCCUGCGACCCUUCGUCCCCGUACCGCACGUACUCGGGCUACUGCAACAAUCUCGCCAACCCCAACUUCGGCAAGUCGGUGACGCCGCAGCACCGCCUGCUGCCGGCCCAGUACGACGACGGCAUCAGUCGGCCUCGGCAGAGGUCAGUGACCGGCACGCCUCUGCCCUCGCCUCGCCUUAUCUCCACCACGUUGCAUGACGACGUCAGCAAUCCGCACUCGCGCUACACCAUGUUCCUGAUGCAGUUCGGCCAGUUCCUCGACCACGACAUCAGCAUGACGCCCAUCAACAAAGGGUUUGGCGACUCGAUCCUGAACUGCCGCGACUGCGACUCUGCCAACCGGGUGCACCCGGAGUGCUGGCCCAUCAACGUGCCGCAGAACGACCCGUACUUCCCGCCGGUCAACGUCAGCAGUGGCCGUCCCUUCUGCAUCGCCUUCACCCGGUCACUGCCCGGACAGCAGACCCUCGGGCCGCGCGAGCAGAUCAACCAGAACACGGCCUACAUGGACGGCUCCCACAUGUACGGCCAGGACCAGUGCGAGGCGCGCAGCCUGCGCUCGUUCCAGGGCGGCCGACUCAUCACCACGCCUCACCCCACACGCGGCAAGGGCCUGCUGCCCACCACGCGCGACAACAAGGAGUGCCGCGCCCCCUCCGGCUCCUGCUUCGCCGCCGGCGACAACCGGGCGUCCGAGCAGGCGGGUCUGGCCACUCUGCACAUCAUCUGGAUCCGCGAGCACAACAGGGUGGUGCGCCAGCUGGCCACCAUCAACCCGCACUGGGACGACGAGAAGCUCUACCAGGUGGGACGCAAGAUCGUGACGGCCGUGUGGGAGCAUGUCACCUACAACGAGUUUCUGCCCCGCAUCCUCGGCUGGAACGCGAUGCAGCUGUACGACCUGCGGGUCGGCACCGAGGGCUUCUUCAAGGGCUAUGACGACACCUGCAGUGCGGCCGUGCUCAACGAGUUCUCCUCGGCGGCGUUCCGCUUCGGCCACUCGCUGAUCCGACCCAAGCUCUUCCGCAUGGGCGUCAACUUCGGGGAGCGCAACCCACACAUCCAGCUCCGCAACAGCUUUUUCAACUCGGACAUGCUCUUCGACGUCCAGAUGGUGGACGAGAUCAUGCGCGGCCUGGUGAACACGCCGAUGGAGAACCUGGACAACUUCAUCACGUCCGAGGUCACCAAGCACCUGUUCGAGGAGCGUGGACACCCCUUCUCCGGGCUGGACCUCGUGUCGCUGAACAUCCAGCGCGCACGUGACCACGGCCUGCGUCCCUACAACGAGUACCGGGCUAUCUGCAACCUGAAGAAGGUCACCAACUUUGACGAGCUCUCCCGCGAGAUUCCACAGCGGCUUAUCAACAAGAUGAAGCAGGUGUACGCCAGCGUGGACGACAUCGACCUGUUCACGGGAGGCCUGAGUGAGACACCGCUGCAGGGCGGCCUGGUCGGCCCCACCUUCGGCUGCAUCAUCGGACUGCAGUUCCGCUUCCUAAAGAAGUGCGACCGCUUCUGGUGA